Cannabis sativa is the source of this 1766-nucleotide messenger RNA. RefSeq names its product mitogen-activated protein kinase kinase kinase 17. The record is from RefSeq and is a predicted model, not a curated record. The coding region runs from base 271 to 1716 and encodes 481 amino acids. NCBI's taxonomy places the organism in Eukaryota, Viridiplantae, Streptophyta, Magnoliopsida, Rosales, Cannabaceae. The transcript has a single exon. Gene Ontology annotation, biological process: protein phosphorylation. Gene Ontology annotation, molecular function: protein kinase activity; ATP binding.
AACACAAACCAAGUGUUUUUGUGAAUUAAAAAAACAGAGCUCCCCCGUAACGUCACCGAACCUUUUUUUCUUUUUUUUUUUUUUUAAUAAUUAGCUUAUCCAUUUUGAAAUUCCAGGUCAGACCCAGGAAUAAAAAGUAAAUGACUUAUUUUCUAAAAAAUGAAAUUUCUAGUUAGUAUAAAUACCGAAGUUGGACCCAGCAAAAGAGGCAGGACUAGAUUACAAGAGAAGGGCAACACCACCAAAACAAAAGAUACUUAGUAGAGAAAAAUGGGAAGAGUCACAAAGCUUCACUCUAACAAUGAUACGGUUUCUUGGGUCAGAGGAAAGUGUAUAGGCAAAGGUUCGUUCGGCAACGUAAGCUUAGGAGUCGACAAAUCGGACGGUCGUGUUUUCGCCGUCAAGUCCGUUGAUCGGAUGGCUUGUAUUCCUAGUCAGCUUGAGGCUUUGGAGAACGAAAUUCGGAUCCUCCGAUCACUUUCAUAUUCUUCUUCUUCUCCUUAUGUGGUUCAGUACCUCGGCGACGACGAGUCGUACGAAAAGACGACGUCGUUUAGGAACAUCCACUUAGAGUACUUGCCAGGUGGCACUGUAACAGAGGAUCAUGAUGACGUGGAUGAAUUGACCUUACGAUCUCGAAUUUGGUGCUUGGUUUCAGCAUUGAAGCAUGUACACUCCAGAGGCAUUGUCCACUGCGACGUCAAGGGCAAAAACGUCUUAGUCGGUCACGCUCCGGGUCUUGUUAAGCUCGCGGAUUUCGGGUCGGGUAAAGGCCACUCCAUGUUUGAUUCCGGAGCUCCAAUUUCGCCCCGGGGAAGCCCGCUAUGGAUGGCGCCGGAGGUAGUUCGUGGGGAAUCUCAGGGGCCGGAGAGUGACGUAUGGUCCUUGGGAUGCACGAUCAUCGAGAUGGUCACCGGGAAGCCUGCGUGGGAGGAUCACGGUGUCGACACGCUGAGUCGAAUCGGAUUCUCCGACGAGUUGCCCGCUUUUCCGGAUAGAUUGUCGGAAACGGGUCGAGAUUUUAUCCAGAAAUGUCUUCGGAGAGACCCGACGCAGCGGUGGAGCUGCAGUCAGCUUCUGGAGCAUCCAUUUAUGGCGGCGGCAGCUCCCGACUCGGUCCCGAACUCAUCUCCUCGUUGCGUUCUCGACUGGGUCAACUCGGAGUUCGACAGUGAAGAGGAAGAAGAUUUCGAGUUCGAGGAAAAAUCUCUCUCGGCGAAAGAGCGAAUUAGUAAAUUGGCUUCGAGCUCAGGGGCAAUUUGGGAAUCAGAUGGUUGGACAGUCGUGAGGUCCUCCUCUUCUUCGACCAGUGAGGAAGAAACAGCACGUGCGAAUUGUUCUGCGUGCCAAGGAGAAGAAGGAACAAGUUUAGAAUAUUCGGAUAUAGAGAGGGCAGAAGAUGAAAUAGUUGGGACAAAUUCGCAAUAUUCUUAUUUUACAGGGACUAAUUUGAAAUAUUUGAAAAUUGGUGAGUACGAGCCGGAAUGGUCAUGUAACGUGAGGCGUGACGGUGACGGCGGUGGUUGUGGUUGUGGUGGGUGGCGGUGCGUAGCUGGCUCGAAUUGUCGGCAUGGAUUGGAGUUAACAGUGGAUAGGCACAGAAUAUGUUUUUACAGCUUGUACAUUAUUGUUGUUUCUAUUAGUUUAUUAUUUUCAUAUUCUUUCCCAAUAAUAUUAUCCACGAAUAAAUGCAAUAUUUUCCUGAGUUAUAUUUGAUAUUCUUUACCUUUCAAUUCACAAUUAUAAAAAUUUAACCAUUACCAUAA